Messenger RNA from Rasamsonia emersonii CBS 393.64, 975 nucleotides. Its product is annotated as Transaldolase. The record is from RefSeq and is a predicted model, not a curated record. Gene Ontology annotation, cellular component: intracellular anatomical structure; cytoplasm. The transcript has 6 exons. Gene Ontology annotation, molecular function: transaldolase activity. NCBI's taxonomy places the organism in Eukaryota, Fungi, Ascomycota, Eurotiomycetes, Eurotiales, Trichocomaceae. The coding region runs from base 1 to 975 and encodes 324 amino acids. Gene Ontology annotation, biological process: pentose-phosphate shunt, non-oxidative branch; carbohydrate metabolic process; pentose-phosphate shunt.
AUGUCUUCCUCGCUCGAUCAAUUGAAAGCCACCGGCACUGUCGUGGUGUGCGACUCUGGUGACUUUGCCACCAUUGGCAAGUACAAGCCUCAGGAUGCCACCACCAACCCGUCUCUGAUCCUCGCGGCUGCUAAGAAGCCCGAGUACGCCAAACUCAUUGACGUCGCCGUCGAGUAUGGCAAGCAGCACGGCAAGACGAUCGACGAGCAGGUCGAUGCCACUCUCGACCGCCUGCUGGUCGAGUUCGGCAAGGAGAUCCUGAAGAUCAUUCCCGGAAAGGUUUCCACAGAAGUCGACGCUCGUCUGUCUUUCGAUAUCCAGGGCUCUGUGGACAAGGCUCUGCACAUCAUCCAGCUCUACGAGUCGAUUGGUAUCUCGAGGGACCGUGUCCUGAUCAAGAUCGCCUCAACUUGGGAGGGCAUUCAGGCUGCUCACAUCCUGCAGUCGAAGCACAACGUCAACACCAACCUGACUCUUAUGUUCUCCAUCGUGCAGGCCAUCGCGGCUGCCGAGGCCGGCGCUUUCCUCAUCUCCCCCUUCGUGGGCCGCAUCCUCGACUGGUACAAGGCCGCCCACAAGCGGGACUACACCCCCCAGGAAGACCCGGGUGUCAAGUCGGUGCAGUCCAUCUACAACUACUACAAGAAGCAUGGCUACAAGACCAUCGUCAUGGGUGCGUCGUUCCGUAACACGGGUGAGAUCACCGAGCUGGCUGGCUGCGACUACCUGACGAUCUCGCCCGCCUUGCUGGAGCAGCUCUACAACUCCACCGAGCCCGUGCCCAAGAAGCUGGACCCGGCCGGUGCCGCCUCCCUGGACAUCCCCAAGCGUUCGUACCUGAACAACGAGUCGCUUUUCCGAUUCGACCUGAACGAGGACGCCAUGGCAGUGGAGAAGCUGCGGGAGGGUAUCUCGAAGUUUGCGGCUGACGCCGACACCCUGAAGGCCCUUCUGAAGGAGAAGAUCCAGGCGUAG